This is a messenger RNA of Onthophagus taurus, 1219 nucleotides long. Its product is annotated as venom allergen 5-like. Lineage: Eukaryota; Metazoa; Arthropoda; Insecta; Coleoptera; Scarabaeidae. The record is from RefSeq and is a predicted model, not a curated record.
AUGCUGGUUGAUUCCACGAUGGUUAAAGAAAAUCGAAACAUUAAAAUAGUUAAUAACAUUUUUAAUGAAACAAUUUGUUUCUUGUCAAAUCGAAAUAAAUCAUUCAAGAUGACGUUGAUUAAGAUAUUCGUGAUUAUUUCCAUUAAUUUUUUAAUGAUAUCGGGAAAAGCUCUGGAUUAUUGCGACAAUGCUUUAAGCUGUAAUGGUGUUGUAAAUUCUGGUUGUGAUUGCGAAUUUGGGGGAGCUUGUAAUAAUCCAAAAAAUAUUGAACCAUCUGACGAUGUACGAAACUUUAUUGUUGAGAUUCAUAAUAAAUACAGGGAAAAAGUGGCUUCUGGUAGUGAAAGUCGUGGUGGGUUAACAACCGGUGCAUCUGAUAUGUACGCACUUGAAUACGAUAAAGAUUUAGAAUACACAUCAACUUGUUGGAAUAAAAAAUGUACGUUCUCUCACGAUAAGUGUCGAAGCACCCCAGAUUUUCAACCCGCGGGUCAAAAUUUAUAUUUUGCUUCGGGAAAAGCAACGUGCGAUUGGAAAGAAAAUUUUAAAGAGGCUAUCUAUUUAUGGUACGAAGAAGUAAACGAAAUGACCAACGAUUGUGUUCGAGGUUAUGCAACCGGAUGUGUUGCAGCUAAAGUCGGCGAUUUCGCCCAAUUGGUUUGGGCGAAAACAACGCACGUUGGUUGUUCUUUGGUGUCGUACUCUAACAAUACGUGUCAGUUAAUUUGCAAUUAUGGUCCGGCUGGAAAUUAUCAAACGGAAAAGGUUUUUGUGCAGGGCGAACCAGCGUCGGAAUGCGAAUAUAGAAGUGCUAAUUUCAAACAUUUGUGUGCUAAAAAUUUAAAUCAAGCCAUUGCUAAAAAAUCGGUAGGGUUCAUGGUACAUGGUGAAAGUCGAAGUGGUAAUAGUUUCCAAGAAACAAAUGAUGCCAAUAAGCAAUUAGAGUUUCAUAAAUAUUUUCUAUUAAUAGUUACUGCGUUAAUUUUCUUUUAAAUUCUUCGUUUUAUAUUGUCUAAUUUAUUAUAAUUUUUGUAUGAAUACAACAUAAAUUUCAAUAAAGAAUUAUUCUAAAGUAAAUAGUGCAGAACAGAAACGAAUUAAUUUUUUAUUGAAGAUCUAAGUUUACACUUUUUAUUUUGAUAAAAUGAGAGCGCAAUCUAACACUACGGUUUCGGUUCAUCAGAUCACCAAGAAAUCAAAGCUGCAAUCUUACAAAGGG